CAGGACUGCGGCCCGUGGCUCGGCCGGCUCCAGCGGCUCCCGCUCCCGCUUCUAGCUCGCCCUCAGUCCCAGCUGGCACCCACGAGGCCGCAUCGUCGCCUGGCUCUGCCCAUGCCUAGGGCCUCUGCUCCCUCAGCUGCCGCCGCCGCCGCCGCCACCGCCACCUCCCAGGGGGCCGCCGGGGCCGGGACUGGGGGCGCAGCGUGGCCGGCGUAGGUCUAUGUCGCGGGCGGCGGCAGCGGCAGCAGAGGGACGAUGAGCGAGGACAAAGUGGUGGUGCUGGGCUCGGGCGGGGUAGGCAAAUCCACCCUGACCGUGCAGUUCGUGACUGGCACCUUCAUCGAGAAAUACGACCCCACCGUUGAGGACUUCUACCACAAGGAGAUCGAGGUGGACUCGUCGCCGUCGGUGCUGGAGAUCCUGGACACGGCGGGCACCGAGCAGUUCGCGUCCAUGCGGGACCUGUACAUCAGGAACGGCCAGGGCUUCAUCCUCAUCUACAGCCUGGUCAACCAGCAGAGCUUCCAGGACAUCAAGCCCAUGCGGGACCAGAUCAUCCGCGUGAGGCGGUAUGAGAAAGUGCCAGUCAUCUUGGUUGGGAACAAAGUGGACCUGGAAAGUGAGAGAGAAGUAUCGUCCAAUGAAGGCAGAGCUCUUGCUGAAGAAUGGGGCUGCCCCUUUAUGGAGACUUCUGCUAAGAGUAAAACAGUGGUGGACCAACUCUUAGCAGAAAUUGUGAGGCAGAUGAACUAUGCUGCUCAGCCUGACAAAGAUGACCCAUGCUGUUCGGCAUGUAACAUGCAGUAGCAUCCAAAUAUGGCUGUCCUGGAUGGGAUUAGUCCAGUGUUGUAGGUGAUAGAAAACUCACCUACUCCUCUGCAGGACACACAGGGUGCGUGGUGUUAAUCUACAGAGAACUGCAGCCCUUAUUCAGAAUUGAGCAGUGAUUGUCAGUUGAUAUCUCUGAGUAACAUUUGGGUUCAGUUACUACAGUUUUCACUAUUUGUCCUCAGUCUCCUUUCUGCAUCUGCAACUUUAAGGCAUAGUCCAUCGAUCUACAGGGUGAUCUCAUUUGAAAGCUAUGAUGGCAUUGUCGCUGAGUUGACAGAAGCAACUAUUGUAUACAUUAAAAAUAACCAUAAGGGAGAAACCAGAAGAUUCCUAUGACCACUUACAAUUAAAAUAUUUUGUCUUCUUUAAAAAAAUAAGUAAAGGAGAAAUAUUUUCCCACAAGAGUACUGAAUUUCAGGAAAUGGGAUAGAGCUUCUAAACAAUGUAUCAAGUAAGAUAAGAACAGUUGACUUGCCAACAGCAUUACAGGGAGAGAUUCUUUGCUCAGCUAAUACAUUUCUGUUUUUCAAAAUUGAUGCUUAAUUGUAGCUGUUAUUCUAAUUUGUGACAUGGAACUAACUCAUGCUUCAAUCCUUGAUAGAGCAAAAGUCAGAACAGGUUAUAUAAAAAUACAGUCUAGCUUUAGAAUUUGUUAAAUCACCUGCUUUGCCACAGAAAAUGGAGGCUUUCACAAGGUUUUGAUCAGAAUUAAACUCCAGACCCACCCCUUUUAACUAAACAGGGGUGGUCUUUAUAACUUUACUGAAUAAGAGGGAAGCAACUGUGAUGGGAAGAGAGUGCCCAGCCUUACUAACAAGAAGCAUUCUAAUAGAUACACUAGUACCAUCAUGUAAGGAAAAUGAAGCCAUGUUGCAUCCACAUGUUCCCGUUUGCAGAAACCUCACAGGACAAUACGAAUAUCUGGCAUUUUUAAGUUCGUUAAAGCAGCAAAUUCCUUCUCGCCUCUAAGGGCUAUGGUUGUAGUGUGACCAGUAGCUAACCUGCUUUCCAAAUCAAGUUUGCUGUGGCAGAGCUUUAUUGCAGGCAUUUUAAAAAUGGAAUAACCAUGUGAAAUAAUUGGAGCUUAAAAAUAGAACAUAAAUUAUAGAGUGGAAGGUAAAGGACAAAAGCCUUUUAUCUUUAAUUUUUCCUGGAGAAUUAUAUAAAGGUUUUCUUAGAACAAUUUAGCCCGGAUUACUGAAGUAUCAAAUAAAGCUGGAGUGAAUAUUUUGUUUUGAAAAUGUGCUCAAACUCUGACAUAUUUGGUUUUUACAGCCGUGAAGUAUUUAUCAUUUGCAUGACUAAUGGCACAGGAAAAACCUAUUCAUAAGUUUUACAAUCAAGUAUAGAAAGGUCUUCAGCUAACUUCAGUUAUAAAUGCUGAAAAGAUUAUCUUGAGCUGGGCCUUGGGAGAAGAACUUGGCCUUCAGAACUGCAGUAUCACUGAGCCUGCGAUCUAUAUGCCACCCCACAUUUUGUUGGUUUCACAGUCUUGUGCAAAUAACCUCUGGUCUUAUGUGUGUAACUGAGAGGAGAGUGUGUGUGUGUGCAUGUGUGUUUAUUGUUCCUAAGAAUUUGGCACAAGUCAGAGAUAAUUGCCUAUACUAAGAAUCUAUACUGCAGAAUAUAGUGUAUCAAAAGCUUUUUUUCUUUUAAAUUAUUAAAGUGUCUUUUAUACUAUUUUGAAAUCAUUGGUAGCCCCCCAAGUGUUUAAUAACUGGCAUUAAGCUUAAAGGAUGAAGGAAAAAAGGUUGAUAGUAUUUUUCAUCAUGAGAAAGCUGAAGGCACAUGUGAAUGAAAGCUGGCCAGAGUUGUCAAAAAUCUUUGAAUUUUGAAUGUUUACAUUCUUCAGUAUAAUUUUUUAUAAUCCUCAAUUAUGAAACACCUUGUUUAUAGGACAAAAAAUUUUAACCAAUUUUAUUGAAACAAAUUUCACUGUGUAAAAGUUGGUUUGAUUCAAACGCAGAGAAAUUGGAGAUUCAAGAGAUACAGUUUCUCUACUGAAAUAAAAGUA
Molecule: messenger RNA, 2845 nt
Organism: Callithrix jacchus (white-tufted-ear marmoset)
Lineage: Eukaryota; Metazoa; Chordata; Mammalia; Primates; Cebidae
Source: RefSeq, a predicted model, not a curated record